GCUUGCCUUGGAUGUAUGACUGCUUUCACCAAAUAAAAGGAGCUGUAAGGGAAGUCAGGUUUGGAGUUGGCUGAGUUCGGGUGAAGGGCUUACAACUCUAAGACCCCAACCGGGCUUCCCUUGCCAGCAAGUAAAAGACAAAAGUGCUGUGGUCUUGCUUUGUUCACAAGGAUCGGUCUCUGAGACAGUGAGGUCUGUGAGGUUAGACAUAACACAAAUCAUAUUCUGUAACUGUAUAACUAAGGGUCAGUUCAGCUGAGGAACCACACACUCUUCGCUCAGCCUGAUGGACGCCCUUUGGAUGAUUGUCCUCACUGUUGGUCUGCUUGGCUCACAUUGUGAGGGCGCUAUAUCCUGUAAGAAUGAAAAUGGUGUUCCUGUAGACUGGUUUAUUUUGUAUAAGAAGCCUGCUGGGUUUGAUUAUGUUUACAUUGAUUCAACCAACAACGAACUUCAAAAGAAUAACAAGCCUGUCAACCACCAAGCUGGUGUCCUGGCACAUACCCUGAAUCCCUGCUUUGAAAAAUCACCAGAUUCUGGAUUUAUUGCAUACAAUGAUCAAACACCAAGUUGUAACGCACUACAAGAAUAUGGCCACAGCAAAGGAGUUGUGAUGAUGGAUAAGGAAAAUGUAGUCUGGCUUUUACACAGCACACCAAAAUUCCCCAACGGAGAUGAAAGCAAUAAUUUCUUUCCUGAAAGUGGGGAAACAAAAGCACAGAUAUUUAUGUGUGUAACACUGAAAUCUACAGAGUCUGCACAAAUAGCUCAGCAUCUUAAAGAUAUCAAUGCUCAUAUAUUUAAAGAGCACAAUCCUGAAAAACUCAAAGAUUCUUCCAAAGAACAACGAAAGCGGCCCUAUCACAAAGACUUGUCGUCAGCUGGUGGUCAGAAGUUUACACGCUUUGUUAAACAAAUCUCAGAGAACGGGGAUUGUGAAGAAGGAGAUCUUUACUUCUACAUUGCUGACACGCUAGAGAGUAAUUUAUACAUCCAGACCUGGCGCAGCAACCCUGAAGACACUGAUAUCACUGACGAAAAUCAAAAUCUUUACAACAUAGUGGAAGUAAAAGCUGGUGGUAGUAAAUGGGAAUAUAGAAGUGAUCAUUCCAAAUGGUGUGUUUCUGACAGUAAAGCUUGGAUGUGUAUUGGUGACUCAAACAGAGAACCAUCCCAGUUCGAAAGGCCUGGUGGUGCACUGUGCAUUAAUAGCAAACAUGUGGCAAAUGCAUUUAGGACAAUUAAAACUGAAGAUUCAAGUAUGGAACCUCCUCUUAAAAAGACCUUAAAAAGAUCUUCAGGUUAACUGCAGCAGACAACCAUCUCAGUCUUGUUUUCUAUCUACAUCCAACAGUUUUAUUGUAAAUUAAUUUCACAUUAAAGUGAAGCGGACUUGAAUCUGGCGCUGACAUCAUCACUCCUGUCAGUGUUAUCUAAUGUUUCUGUGAACAAUAUGAAAUUAAAAACA
This is a messenger RNA of Neolamprologus brichardi, 1468 nucleotides long. Lineage: Eukaryota; Metazoa; Chordata; Actinopteri; Cichliformes; Cichlidae. The record is from RefSeq and is a predicted model, not a curated record.